This is a messenger RNA of Perognathus longimembris pacificus (Pacific pocket mouse), 4051 nucleotides long. It is a transcript of the gene Wdr82, whose product is annotated as WD repeat domain 82. Gene Ontology annotation, molecular function: chromatin binding; protein binding. The transcript has 9 exons. Gene Ontology annotation, cellular component: Set1C/COMPASS complex. The record is from RefSeq and is a predicted model, not a curated record. The coding region runs from base 511 to 1452 and encodes 313 amino acids. NCBI's taxonomy places the organism in Eukaryota, Metazoa, Chordata, Mammalia, Rodentia, Heteromyidae.
CGGCGGCGGCGGCGGCGGCAGCUGAAAGUCCUCUUCACCCCCCCUCCCCCCCAGCCCCUCGCCUCAGUGUCGCCCCAAGAUGGCGGACACAAUGAGCCGGCGCCGCGGCGGUUGGCUCUGAGGGGGACGCCCGCCCUCCCCUCCUCCUACGAAAGGAGCGAGUGAGCGCGGCCGAAGCCGUGCCGGCAUUGCCUGAGGAAGAGGGGAGGGGAGGAGGGAAGAGCCGCCAGACAGCAGGAGGAGGAGGAGGCCCGACGUAACGGCCGCCAUCUCGGGGCCGCCAAGCGGGGCGGCGCCUUGAACUGCCGGGGGGUUUCGGGGCCUUGAGGCGCCCGCCCGCCCGCUGGUCCUCUUCUCCCGCCGGGGGUCCGGGGCCCGCCCGCCCGCCCGCCUGCCCGCGCGUCCCCGCCCCGCCCCGCUUCGGGACUCCCGCACGGCCUCCGCUUCCUCGGCCUCGGCCUCCGCCCCGGCCCUCCCGGCCCUCCCGGCCUCCCCGGCCCGGCCGCCGCCAUGAAGCUCACCGACAGCGUGCUGCGGAGCUUCCGCGUCGCCAAGGUGUUCCGCGAGAACUCGGAUAAGAUCAACUGCUUCGACUUCAGCCCCAACGGCGAGACCGUCAUCUCCAGCAGCGACGACGACUCCAUCGUGCUGUACGACUGCCAGGAGGGCAAACCAAAGAGAACCCUGUACAGUAAGAAAUAUGGCGUGGACCUCAUCAGAUACACACAUGCAGCGAACACAGUUGUUUACAGCUCUAACAAAAUUGACGAUACCAUUCGUUACUUGUCCUUACAUGACAACAAAUAUAUCAGAUACUUUCCAGGACAUAGCAAAAGGGUGGUGGCCUUGUCCAUGUCACCUGUGGAUGACACUUUCAUUUCUGGGUCUCUUGAUAAGACUAUCCGGCUCUGGGAUCUCCGGUCUCCUAACUGCCAGGGUCUCAUGCAUCUACAGGGCAAGCCAGUUUGUUCUUUUGAUCCAGAAGGGUUAAUUUUUGCUGCAGGUGUCAACUCUGAAAUGGUCAAACUUUAUGACCUUCGUUCUUUUGAUAAGGGACCAUUUGCGACCUUCAAGAUGCAGUAUGAUCGGACUUGUGAGUGGACAGGACUUAAAUUCAGCAAUGAUGGCAAACUCAUUCUCAUCUCCACCAAUGGCAGCUUCAUCCGCCUCAUUGAUGCGUUCAAGGGCGUGGUGAUGCACACGUUUGGGGGUUAUGCCAACAGCAAAGCUGUCACACUGGAGGCUUCAUUUACUCCAGACUCCCAGUUCAUUAUGAUCGGUUCUGAGGACGGCAAGAUCCAUGUGUGGAAUGGAGAGAGUGGCAUAAAAGUAGCUGUAUUGGAUGGGAAACACACAGGCCCCAUUACCUGUUUGCAGUUCAACCCGAAGUUCAUGACCUUUGCCAGCGCAUGUUCCAACAUGGCCUUCUGGUUGCCCACCAUUGAUGACUGACCCUGAGGCCGCCUGGCUGUUUGUGUACUGAGGGUGCUGACGGGAAAAACUCAAGGGGACUGAGCUGACCCAGAUGGGAUCAUUUGCCCUGUGCUGGAAACCAUCUUUCCAACAUACCUUCCCAUGGGUGUGUGCUGUACAUGGACGCAAAAACUGCAGCUUUGCUGAGCUUCUCUAUAUGGACCCUGGUGCUGAAGACUGAGUUGGGACCCUGCCUCUCCCGCCAGCACCACAUCCGGCUCCCUCCUGCAAGCUGAGCACACUCACAGCUAGGUCAUCAUGGCCACCAGGCACCUGGGACUUUGAAUGUAAUUGCUGCUGAGGAGCCGGGGACUGGGCCCAUUCUACACAUCCCUCCUUUACCCUGAUAAAUGCAUGGGAAGCCUCCGUGUGGUUUCGAGAUGCCAGGGGCACUCUGUGCCCCGGCCCUCACCCUGCAUGUGUUGUUCCUGGGGUCUCCCUUUGUUCCCGUGGCAUUACUCCACAGCCAUCGUGUUUCUUAGGUGCCAAACAUUUCCAGAAGUGAAUCUUGAUGUGCGUCGGGGGGUCUGAGGAAAGCAAGGAUAAGGAAGGAAACAGUGCAAGUUAGGUCUAUGAGGGUGGGCCGUUUGGGCAGGCCUCAGACUCUGGGUAGGGUAGAUAAAGGUGACAGGUGAGUUCCAAGGGCUAGAAGGUUUAGCAGCAGUGCUCCAUUGUCAUGUUAAACCCAUCGUCCUCCUGGGUGCCUGCUGUGCUUGCUGUACAGAAGCAGCGAGGCAGGCUCCUAGCUUUGUCCCUACGGUGCAUCCCACUUUCCUGUGGGCCAGUAUUGUGGAACGAGUCUGAGUUGUUUACACUGAUGCCUUCUUCCCCUGCCUACCACCAAUUGUGUACAGUCUGCAAGAUGACACCCCAGAAAGAUCUUCCAGCUCCCACCCAUGAGCUGGUUCUAGGCCUUGUUAUAUGUUCUAUUUAGCCUUUUUAUAUAUGACCUUUGCAUUGUUUGUAUUUUAGCACAGUGUGUGCAUUUCCACUUAAAUAUACUUGUGCAGGCAUCUAUCUUCUCUCUUGUGUAUAGUUUCAGAGUCCAACUGAAGGAGGGAGGCCUGCACCCUUGCUCAAAGUGUUUGCCACCAGUGUUAGUCCUCCCGCUCCCCUUCCGUUUUCCCUUUGGGAAACUCAGCGAAGCAAAGCUUCCAGUGUUUGCUGUUUUCCUCGGCAGCUAAGUGGGGGUGAUCCCCCUUUGUGCCUCAACCCACGCUCGGGGCCCUCUGUACAGUAUUAGUCUCUUUUUCGCCUGGUUAUGCUCUGUCUGCACCUGUGUAUGUGUGUCGGUCACUUUUGCAUGGCUUUUGUGCCUGGCUUGCUGCAUUUGGGGACAGGGUGCUAGAACCAGUGUUCUUCGUUUGUCCAAAGCUUCUUUGCCAAUUGAGUAGGUUACUCCCUUUAGCUGGUAGGUCUUUCAUGCUCUCUUCUUGCUUUCUUUUGAGAAAGGCCCAGGUUGAGAAGAGCUAUAGCAGAGUCAGUGGCUAAGUUCCCACCCAAACAUUUACGGGGAUAGCACUCCCCUGCACAUGGAGAAACUGAGGCCCAACGAGGUUAUGAAUCACCCUGCGGUACAUAGCUGCCAGGAGUAAAUCAAGCCAUGACUGCUUCUGUUGAGCGGCAGUCAUAGGCUAUGAAUCACUAGCACUUUUUCUUUUCUUUUUUUUUUUAAAAAGCAAUUAUUUUUUUACUUGUUAUUCAUGCUGAAAAGACAAGAGGCAGACACCUUUGUUACAGCAGACUGGAAUCUGCCGUACGAUGUGGUGUGGCGCCCCCAUGGUAGGAGCCUCUCCCCCCCUCCCCCCGUGGAGGGGCUGCCUGCCUGCCGGGCACAACGCUUCUGAGACUUUGCAGAGAAAAGACUGCCAUUAUCCAACAUCAAGAAAGAAAAUAAUUUGUAUCUGACUUCCUGUGUGUCCAAAAAGUGAGGUGCCAUGUCUUCAGAAAAUAUGCCACCCCCACAAGCCCAGGGCCCUGAAACUGCAGCGCUGGCCUGGAGCUGGGGAGACACGCUAGAAGUGAGCCAUGGGCGGCCACAGCUUUUAUGUAACAGCUGACACUGCGCUGGUGGUGGGGGGGGUAUGGGUGCGUGUGUAUGUAUGUAUGUGUGUGUGGGCAGGGUCUCACUAUAAGCAAAAUCCUAGACAUUCACUAUCAUGCCCAACUCCAGUGGAUUUUUUUAGUUCCUUCCUCCGCCCCCUUUUGUGUUUAUGGUACUGGGAAUUGAACCCAGGACCUUGACACUCGUGUAGGCAAGUGCUCUACCAUGUGACCUACACUCCCAGCUCUCUUGUAGGGUAUUUCUUUUUCCCUUUUUAAUUUUUUAAAAAUUUUUAAAUGAUUCCCUGUUGUAAUCAUAAUUAUUGCUUACUAAGGAAAAUUGGGGAAUUACAGAAUCGUUGGCAACCCGCAUAUUACCACUGUUAAUCUUUUGAUGUUAAAUGUUUCUCUAGAGACUUCUGUGCAUAGAUUUUUGGCGUGUUUACAUAGUUGUUAUUCUACUGUAUAUACAAUUUUAUGUCCUUUUUGUACUUAAAACAUAUAAACAUUUUUUCCAUGUUACCAGUCUUAAACA